This is a messenger RNA of Trematosphaeria pertusa, 7576 nucleotides long. Its product is annotated as putative nonribosomal peptide synthase. Gene Ontology annotation, cellular component: cytoplasm. Gene Ontology annotation, biological process: amino acid activation for nonribosomal peptide biosynthetic process; secondary metabolite biosynthetic process. Gene Ontology annotation, molecular function: catalytic activity; phosphopantetheine binding. The transcript has a single exon. Lineage: Eukaryota; Fungi; Ascomycota; Dothideomycetes; Pleosporales; Trematosphaeriaceae. The record is from RefSeq and is a predicted model, not a curated record. Bases 156 to 7544 code for a protein of 2462 amino acids.
CUGAAACAACACGCACCAAGGAAAGCUCGGAGUUCGUGGGCGGCAAGGCUAAACCGAAGCUGUCACAAAAUGCGGAGGUACUGUAGCGGCAGUUUCAGUACUGAAUUCGGAUAUCCAUGCUUGGCAUAGAUGGGCUGGAAGUGUAGCGGCUAGAAAUGGAAUGUGUGGUAUUAGAAGAAGUUGGAUACUCCAGGAGUGGCCAAAACUCCAAUCAAAUGCAGAGGGCAGUACCAUUUGUGAGUCCGCACUUUACAAGUACCAUCGUUUACAAAACGCACCAACUCAGUUCAACUUUAUCAGCCCUACACGAUCCCUCUCAAGUCGGUUCACAAGUACGUACCACUACUAAACCAGACAUGGUCGGUCUACUACUUUCGUCGUCUGAUGAGGAAAAACCAACCAACAAUGGACCGUUCCCUACAGCCAAAGGAAACCCGCAACUGGAGGAUCCCGGACAGAAAGUAUUUUCAAGAGAACAGUUGCGCGUACGCGAUCUUCAACCACGAGCAGACAAAUCAAUAGAGCAUGAUAUUGAGGACAUGGAAUGGCCUCAAGAUGUCAAGCUCGAUCGAGUGGUUGAAUCUGCGUGGGCAAUACUUCUGUCUUGGUAUGGGGAGGCAGCCGAUACAGUAUUCGAUGUUGCGUUGCCAGUAUCAAGAAUCGAACAACUCCCCGGACCCACAACCGUAACUAUUUGUGUUGCGGUUGAAGGAGACAUGACUUUGAGCGCAUUGCAACACCGAAUGAUGCUACCUGAACUCUCGGGAUCACCGACCACUCAACGCAUCGGCGAGGAGGCUAAUCUGGGCUGGCAAUCCCAGUCAUUGCUAAUGGUGCAAUCCACCUCCGAAGCGGAGGAGGCACCGAUCUUCGACGAAGGAAUCAAGUUGGACACGUACGCCAUCGCUCUACACUGCGAAGUAAAAAAUACAUCUCUACUCUCAAAAACGGCCUUCGAUUCGAAUGUGCUCAGCGAGCAGGUCGCAUUGCGAGUCGUGGACCACUUCAGUCACAUACUGCGUCAGAUCUGCCGUGCCGAUAUGGCCAGUACGAAGAUCAGCGAUCUGGACGCGAUGACUGCGGAAGACCUACGCCAAGUCUGGACGUGGAACGCGAAGGCACCCGAGGAGGCAAACGGGUGCGUCCAUGAUCUAUUUUCCCAGAGCGUUUCUCGAUAUCCGCACAAGACCGCCAUAAGUGCCUGGGAUGGCGAGUUGACAUACACUCAAUGGGACACGCUCUCAACGCAAUUGGCACAUUGCCUCAUCCACAGGGGUGUCCGUCCUGGAGAUGUACUCCCGUUGAUAUUUGAGAAGUCCAUGUGGGUGACAGUCUCUCAAUUUGCUGUCAUGAAGGCUGGUGCGGCCUGUGUGGUGAUCGAUCCCUCGCAGACUAAGGAACGCAUCAAGGCUAUAAUCGACAUUGUAGGGCCUGGCCUUAUCCCCUGUUCUCCUUCAACAGCUCCUCUGGUUUCUCUUAUUACGGAACGAGAACCAUUCGUGGUGCAGAAAGAGACUGUAUCGGAGUUGCCGGAGCAAAGACAAAAUCGAGGUUUUGGGACAAAAUUGCCCAUCGUCAAGCCGAGUGACCUGCUCUAUGUCGUGUUCACCUCCGGCACCACAGGUAACCCAAAGGGUGCGGCAAUAACACAUUCGAACUUCACAUCGGCAGUCAAGCAUCAGAACGAGUAUUUGGAUUUCAAACCGACAGCAAGAGUUGCAGGUUUCUGCUCGUACGCCUUUGAUGUAUCAUGGUCCGAUUUCAUCCACACACUCGCGGCGGGAGCUUGCCUAUGCAUACCCUCGGAACACGACAGAAAGCAUGACUUCAUUGGAUACAUGAUCAAGAAUGAGGUGACCUUUGUACACCUCACACCAUCCUUCGCCGCGAUCCUGGAAUUGGACAAAGUGCCAACACUGGACACUGUUACCCUUAGCGGCGAGGCUGUAGACUUGGAUAAGUUGCCACAGCUUAGAAAAAUUGAAACCACGAUCAUCACAUACGGGCCGGCGGAGUGUACAGUGACUGCAACGAAAGUCAUAAAUAACGGUAGGACUACCAAGGCUACCAUUGGGUGGGCGCUUGGAUCAACGACCUGGAUUGCCGACCCAAACAAGGAUGCUCUUACGCCCGUCGGGUUGAUCGGAGAGUUGCUCCUAGAAGGACCAUUGGUUGGAGCCGGAUAUCUGAACAACGCCGAGAAGACGGCAGCUGCAUUCAUCGAGGAUCCUAGUUGGUUGCUACGUGGCGGUGCAGGAGUGGAGGGCCGCCGCGGACGUCUUUAUCGAACAGGAGACCUGGUACGCUACACUCCUGAUGGUGAACUGAUCUACCUCGGGAGAAAAGAUACCCAGGUCAAGAUUCAUGGCCAGCGCACGGAGCUAGGCGACGUUGAACAUCAUAUCUGUCGAGUUCUAAAUUCGAUGCCGGCUGUGGCAGAUAUUGUCGCCGAAGUCGUCACGCCAUAUAUCACCCAACGCCCGAUGUUGGUAGCCUUUCUACUCAUACCCGCGACUAGUCCUGAACAAUUGAAGAAGGAGUCUGUUCCAAUUAUCGAAAUACUGGAAAGAGAAAUGCCCGGCCAGGUGCCACCUCACAUGAUCCCAAGUGCAUAUAUCCCAAUGGCCGACCUGCCAAGGGGAUUAACAGGAAAGACAGACCGAAGAGCACUCCGUGAGAUGGGUGCUAAGUUGGACCGCAAAGCACUUGGGUCUUUGUAUGGCGCCAGUCCUGCACAGCACGUCGAACCCACUACCGAAGCUGAGAUACAGCUCAGGGAUCUUUGGGCAUUUGUGCUUAAUCUUCCCGCAAGCGAAAUCGGGAUACAAGACAAUUUCUUACGCCUUGGCGGUGAUUCAAUCGCCGCCAUACGGCUAGCAACUGAUCUUAGACGAAAGGGGAUGUGGUUGACGGUCCCGGAUAUCUACAGUCAGCCACAGCUCUGUGAGAUGGCCAAGCUCAUGUCACGAAGUGAGGCAACAACCACGGAAGCUGUGCAGCCCUUUUCUUUAUUGAAGGCCGAGCUGGAUAGGGAUGACGUUUGUCGCCAAGUAGCAGAGCUUUGCUCCGUCGGCGCUUGGCACGUGGAACCUUCACAGAUCGAGGAUAUAUUCCCCUGCACAGCGCUCCAGGAAGGUCUUUUGGCCAUGACCGCGAGGAGCUCGGGCAAAUACGUGGGCCACCACGUUGCUGAGCUGAAGCCAGAGGUCGACAUAGUGAGGCUUCAGGAGGCAUGGCAAAAGGUGUCUGAAAGAGCUUCUGUACUUCGAACCCGCAUUGUCGACCUUCCGGGCCAGGGCCUGGUACAGGUCGUUCUUAAAGAGGCAUUGCAAUGGAAGACCUUAUCUUCUUUGGACGAAUAUCAUCAAAGCCAAAGGAACGCCAGCAAAAAUCUACAGGAAGAUGUUAUCGGAGUUACCGCGAUGGGCUUAGGCACUCCCUUAUCACGUCUCGCAAUCAUACAUGAUGAGGCGGCAGGCAAGAGGUACUUGGCGUUGACGCAUCAUCAUGCGACCUACGACGGCUACUCGGUGUCACUACUGCAAAAAGAGGUGGAAAAGGCGUAUAAUGAUGGGGAAGAAGAACUUUCCUCACUUCCGCUACAAAGCUUUGUGAAGUAUAUCAUGAGACAACAUGACGAAGACGGUAUGGCUUUCUGGAAGCGACAAUUUGCUGGGAUAGAAGCAUCGCCGUUUCCUGCUCUCCCCGCCAAGACGUACGAGCCAAAGCCAGAUAAGGUCAUCCACCAUUCCAUCAAUAGCAUUCGCUGGCCGACUUGCGGUGUCACGCCUUCUUCCGCGCUUCGUACGGCUUGGGCGACGCUCAUUUCCUGGUACGUGGACUCUCCAGAUGUAACAUUUGGAGCUGUCGUGUCGGGCCGUCAAGCUCCGGUACCAGGAAUCGAGGAAGUAGCAGGCCCUACCAUCGCCACUGUACCACUCCGAAUACUGGUCCGCGGAACCGUCGAUGAACUGUUGCAUCAGGUACAAGAACAGGCGAUGGAGAUGAUUCCGUUCGAGCAGUACGGCUUGCAGCACGUUCGUCAAAUCAGCCAGGAGGCCCAAUAUGCGUGUGACUUCCAGUCACUUUUGUUGGUGCAUCCAUCAGUCGAAGAAAGCACAGUUGAGAGUCUACUCCUUGAAGACGGUCUAAAUGACCAAGAAACGGGUUCUGGCUCAGAAAAUACAUACGCCAUGAUGCUUACCUGCCGAACAUCGGAGUCAAAGUUAGACAUGCAGCUGAGCUUCGACUCGAUCGUUGUUCAAGAAGAAGCUGCGGUACGCCUCCUUCAGCAGCUGGAGCAUAUAUUGGGUCAAGUCGCCUCUGUGGAUGGCUCGACAAACGUAGGAGAUCUCAGCAGAGUCAGCGAGCGUGACCUACAUGACGUAUGGAAAUGGAACGCAGCAGUGCCGGAGAGCGUUCAGGACUGUGUCCACAACGUGUUUGCCCAGAGGGUUGCGGAAACCCCCGAAGCACCCGCUGUGUGCGCAUGGGAUGGCGAGCUGACAUACGUCCAACUUGAUCGGUUUUCCACAUUGCUGGCGGGCCGCCUCGUCUGCUUAGGGCUCGGAGUUGGAUCUGACACCGUCGUGCCACUGUGUUUUGAAAAGUCAGUAUGGGUGCCGGUCGCAAUAUUGGCAGUCAUGAAAGCCGGUGCUGCAUCGGUUGCUUUGGAUACAACAUUGCCUCGCUCCCGGUUGGAGAGUAUUGUAAGCCAAAUAUCAGCCAAGGUGAUACUGGCCUCGACGUCUUGCGCAAAGCUCGCGGCCGAUAUCACCGAUGCCCCAACGAUGGAAGUGGGAGGUGAUUUGGAAUAUUUCGAGCAACAAUUUCAACAGAUUCCCAUUGCGAGAAUGCCGAAAAUCAGCCCAUCCGCGGCCCUUUAUAUCGUCUUCACCUCAGGAAGUACAGGUGCUCCGAAGGGGGCGAUCGUCACACAUGCCAAUUUCUGCAGCGCCAUCCGACACCACCAAACAGAGCUCGGCUUCGAAAGGUCGUCGAGAGUUUUCGAUUAUACAUCGUACGCCUUCGAUGUCGCAUGGUCAAAUGUACUGCACACACUAACCGCAGGUGCAUGUCUCUGCAUUCCAUCGGAGGACGAACGUACCGCCGACAUAAAUGGCUCCAUCAACCGGCUGCAGGCAAAUUUCAUCCAUCUCACACCAACCGUCGGAAGAUUGCUCGAUCCUACAGCCUUGAACGCCCUCAAGAAAGUUUUGUUCAUUGGUGAGGCGCUCAAGGCUAGUGAUGUCGCCAGAUGGGAGGCUUCCGGUGCCGAGAUCUACAAUACAUAUGGACCUGCUGAAUGCACUGUCACGAGCACAGUUGAGAGAGUCCGAAAGGGGGAGCCUGAUACCAGAGUCGGUGAUCCCGGUAUCGGCAAAGGUACUGGCGCGCUAGUAUGGGUAGUACAACCUCGUGCGCCUGACAGGUUGGCUGCCAUCGGGACCAUAGGAGAGCUGUGGCUAGAGGGGCCGAUUGUGGGUGCAGGCUAUCUGAAUAAUCCCGAGAAGACAGCCAGCGUAUUUACUGAGGACCCCAAAUGGCUAUUGGAGGGAAUUCCGGGUCGAGUUCCCGGUCGCCGUGGGCGGCUGUACAGGACGGGUGAUCUGGUCUACUACAACCCAGACGGCUCUCUUGGGUUCGUUGGGCGAAACGAUACUCAGGUCAAGAUCAACGGCCAAAGAAUGGAGUUGGGAGAGGUCGAAUACCACGUUCGUCAACUACUUCCGACCAAGGCGGUGCCACAGAUCGUGGUAGACGUGAUCACCCCGGACGCUACUCAGAGCCAGACUCUGGCGGUGUUCUUGGUCAUGCCUGAUGACGACAACCCAAGAGUCGAGCUGAACAACGUAACCGCCUCGAUGAUAGAAAACCUUCGAAAGGAGCUGUCGAAACUGCUCCCUUCGUACAUGGUUCCCGGCGCAUACAUCCCUAUUCCCCUUGCAAAGCUGCCCAUGACGGCAACGGGGAAGACGGAUAGACGAAGGGUUCGCGAACUAGGCAGACCCUACAUCCCACCAACGCCUUCAUCUUCAGACGCGUCAACUUUUGAUGCUGUACUAACUAUUACAGAAGAGGUCUUGAGGGACAUCUGGGCUAGGCUACUUGAUAUCAAGCCUGAUCUCAUUGCCGCAGGUCAUAGCUUCUCUGAGGUUGGGGGCGAUUCAAUCAAGACCAUGUCACUGGCUAUGGCGAUACGCAAGCGGUUCGACCUCAACAUUGGAGUACCGCGAUUGGUCCGACAGCAAAAUAGCUUGCGUGGACUUGCCGCCCUAAUUGACGACCUAUUGCGCGGCCAGUCUGUUGAGGAGCCGACGCAGCCGACACCAACUGACCUGGAGCGUGAGAUAGAUUUGCUUGUGAGCAAGAUCGACUUUGGCCGUGCCGCUACUGGGUCGACGGUCUUCCUCACUGGAUCAACCGGUUUCCUGGGAACUCAGAUUCUCCAUUACACACUCAGAAAGCGCGCAUUCGACAAGGUUGUGCUACUUGUUCGCGACCUCGACGAACAGAAGGGGCUGCACAGGGUGAUUAAGACGGCUAAGAUCGCUGGGUGGUGGAAACAAUCGUUUGCUUCCGCAAUUGAAGUCUGGGAUGGAGACCUCGCAGCCGAAAGACUGGGGCUGAACGAUUCACAAUGGAGCGCGUUGUGCGGCCGUCCCAGCGCACACGGCACUAUCGAUGCGAUCAUCCACAACGGCGCCAGGGUGCAUUGGACCACGAGCUACGAUGGUUUGAAAGACGUGAACGUUGGUUCUACGAUACAGCUUCUGCAGGCCGCAAUGGCCUCUCCUUUUCUGAAGAGCUUUGUCUACGUCUCAGGUGGUCUCAUCACGGAUAGCCGAACCUGGACGGAGGAAGAAGCAAGGAUGGCUAACGGAUACGAUCAAACGAAAUAUGUGUCGGAAAGACUGGUGAGCGCUACUGCCACCCAAAUCUGCAAGCCAGGCAAGACGUUCUCGGUCGUCAAACCAGGACAGAUUAUCGGGGACGUAUACGCAGGUGUUGCAAAUGCCGACGAUUUCUUGUGGAGGGUCGUGAUGGGUGCGGUCCGGCUUAGAGCCCGCCCAGUCGAUUCAGACACAUCGUGGCUCUCGGUUUCGGAUGUUCGUCACGUCGCAGAGUCCAUUCUAUGGCAUGCGGCAGGAAAGAGCCAGGAGCAUUUCGUCCACAUCAAGAGGGGAGUUUGGGUUAGUGCCUUCUGGGCUGCCGUCGAGGAUCAAUUACAACUGCAGCUGCGUCCAGUCUCGUGGGACGAAUGGAUUGAGCUUGCCAGGCAGGACAUGGCGCAGGAGCAAGAACAGCAUCCACUAUGGCCGGUGCAGCAAUUCCUGGGCGCUCUCGGCACUGAGAUCGAUGUCAACGAUCAUGAGAGUUACGAAUGGGAAAUGCGAGAGGUGCUUGCAGCUGCGCGACAGAACAUUGAGUACCUUCGAGGCAACGGUUUCCUGGGAACCACCGGUGGAAGGCCGAUCAAUGGCAAGGUAAUAAUGAGGACCCGAAAUGUACGUAUGACGGGUCCAAAAGCUGUCAGCGCCUGAUACAGACUCAUGUUCGAGGAUUAUAUAUUGGC